GCAAAAGUGUUUAAAAAAAUAUUUGGAAAUAAAAAUAGAAGUUAUUUUUAGUUAAGAGACAAAAAUGAGUAAAUAAUUUAUUAAAUUAAUUCAUGAACUUAUAUAAAGUACUGAAGGAUGUAGAAAGUUAGAAAUCUGAAACAAUAUUGUACCAAGAUUGAAGAGAAACAACAAAAUAUUGCAAAAAUGGCAAAAUUUGCUGAUUAUUUUGUUAUUUGUGGAUUAGACUUCAAUUCAGGCUUAGAACCAGAUAAAUAUUCAGAUAAUUUACAUAUUUCGCCUUUGGAACGGUCUUACAAGUGCAAAGUUUUAGCUCACUAUCCAGAAAAUAACAAGGUGAACCCUUUCGAUGAAAGUGCUGUUUGUAUGCUUGCUUUACCCAGCGGAUUAAGAUUCAGAACUCAGAAACAUUCUGUAACACAGUCGCCUAAUUUUCAUUCUUUCUUAAUAACUAGAGAGGAUGGAAAAAGGUGUUACGGCUUCAGUUUGAUAUUCUAUGAAGAAGUGAGAAAUAGGGAUAUUUGUACAGCUAUGCAGACAUUGCAGGCCAUGUACAUUACAGAACUCUCUAGUAACUUAAAGAAUCGACCUAUUCAGCAAAUACAAUCUCAAGGACCUCAGUCACGCUCUUUGCCCAGACAUUUCAAGUUGAAUUCUCAAAAUGGAUCUGUAUUGACUUACUAUGAUAUUACCAAAGAUAAACUAUUUGUUGCCAAAAGUAUUGGUUUAAUUUGUCAGGUGGCUUAUGUGCAGGCAGCUAAGGUGUUUUUAGAAAACCUUUAUAGGUGUGCACCAAGAAAAUCUACCUCUAUUAAUGGUCUCAGUUUGGAAAGUUAUGUUUUUAAUUUUCUUUAUGAGAUCGAGUUACCAGUUCCAGGAAAAAGUAUCUUAGUUCAUUUACCUCCAUCUGAUCCUCAGUUACCUCCCACAAGUGUGAUUUUACAGAACCCAGCUCCACCAGUGGAAUUGCCCCAUUUAGAUUACUCCUUAAGGUUGAUGUUUAGUUGGUUAGGGGUUGACAUUAUUGUGCAAUUAUUUACCUGCUUGUUGUUGGAAAAUCAGAUUUUAUUGAGGAGUACAGAUCCUCAAAAAUUAAUGGUUGUUGCUGAAGGAAUGACAGCUUUAUUAUUUCCUUUUACAUGGCCCCACGUUUAUGUUCCUAUUUUACCUGCCGAAUUACAUCAUUUUUUAGAUGCUCCUGUGCCAUUUUUGAUGGGCCUAUACGCCUCAUCAGAAAACAUAAAAGUAGCCUCUGAAGCUACUCUAUGCUAUGUAGACAUUGAUAAAUGUAAAGUGCAACUGCCUGAAGAAUUACCAAUAUUUCCCCACUUGGAAACAUUUGUUGUUGAAAUUUGGUCUCUUUUAGACAAAUACGGUGUGCACGUGCCAAAUUCUGAAAAUACUAGAACUAUUUGGGGGGAUACCCCGCCCAGAAGCUGCACUCUGCCAGGCAGGCCUCAAAACCAAAGAAAAUUAUCUAUUCAUAAUACUCUAGACUGUGAUAGGCCUCCAUCGCCUCCAGGAUCGGCCAGAUCCGAAGCUUUGCAAAGAAUAGCGGAUAUUGUCAGAAGGACUGGGGUGGCUUUGGAUAAAAAUGAUUUACAACAGCCCUCUGACUCUUAUGUAGAGGAUAUGAGAUUUAAUAACGCUGUGAGGGAGAUUUUUUUGAAUAGAUUUGUGCACAUAUUUCAGUCAUAUGAGAAUUUUGUUAUAUUUCCAACUAAUCACAAUAAAGAAGAUUGGUUUAAUAAUAGAGAUGAAAUGCAAAAUUUUGACAAAGCUUCUUUUUUGUCAGACCAACCAGAGCACAACCGGCUUUUUCUUUAUAGAUUUUUAGAGUCUCAAAUGUUUGCUACAAUGAUUGAUAACAAAAUUUUAUCUCAAUGGGGUGAGAGAGACGAUAACCUUUUAAUUUUCGAUAAUAGAAUAAAACUACUAAAACAACGUUAUGGAGGUGAAAAUUUACUUAGAUCCAUUGCUUAUGAACCUUGUACAAUUGUCCAUGAAACUCAAAAAUUAUUAGAAAGGCGAUUUCAAAAUCCAGAAUUUGAAUCUCCAAUGCCACGAGAAAUAAUGAAUUCCAAGCAAAUAAUAAGCAGGCAGUUUCCUUUAUUGAAUAAAGAUGUUUUAAAUAAAACGCCUGUCAUGAGUAAAGGCAGUAUUCCAAGGGCAAGAGAGUUGAAAAAGGGCUAUAUUUUCGGUAAACCUCCAUUGCCAAAUAAUGAUAAAAGCACCAAAUCGCAAAAUAAUCAAGAGAAUAUGUCUCCUGCGUUAUUAGCUCAAGCUAAUUGGACGUUUGUGGAGAAAUUAUUAGGGGAUUGUAAAACUAAAACCAAAAGAAUGCUUCUGGCAAAACUAGGAGCAGAAGGAGUAACACUCUCUAGCAACCCUUCGUCAGACAGUAGAUCAGCUGUAGAAGAAAACACAUUAGUAGGAGCUUUGUGUGAUUUUCUAGAGCGCGUCUGGUCUCACGGUUUGCAAAAGAAAAGAGGGAAAUCCGCUUUGUGGACGCAUUUGUUGGCCUACCAGGAAAAAUACCAGGAUCUGAACAAAAAGGACAAUAAUUAUUUGAGUGCAGAUACGUCUCGUCUGACAACAAGUCUAGAAAGCUGGCCUAAUGAUGCAACGAAAACCGAACUACCAGACUUACCAAAUACAAUAUUUUUCGAAAUCAGCAACGUCCAAGCGAUGCCGGACGUAAAAACUGGAAUCGGUUUUGGCAGAGCGUGGGUCCGGUUGGUUUUGGAAAAAAAGCAAUUGUCCAAACAUCUCAGGACUUUAUUAAUGGAUCAAAACCUGUUGAAAGACCUCUACAAAAGAUCUGCCUUUUUACGUUGCGAAGAGGAAAAAGAACAAUUUUUAUAUCAUUUGCUGUCCUUGAAUGCUGUGGAUUAUUUUUGCUUUACCAGCACUUAUCCUACGACUGUUAUACCUUAUCGAAUUGUGGUGGUACCUAAUAAAAAAGGGGCUUACACUUCGGCAAAUGUUUGGGUAGUACUGUCAGGGACUUUAUCUGAAAGUCUCAAAAUUUCAGUACCAAAAAACACUUACAAUUUUGAGUAUAGAAACAGGAAUCUGGGAGUGUUGACCACUUUGAGAAUUGGACACGAUAAUACUGGACUGUACGCUAAGUGGAUGGUUGACUAUAUUUUGGUUAGAAACGAAAUUACUGGACACACAUACAGAUUCACAUGCGGUAGAUGGCUAGGGCGUGGCAUAGACGACGGUUCCACUGAGAGACUACUGGUAGGCACCCUGAUGUCUUUUAAAAAAGAUGAAGAAGACACUGGCAGACCUACAGGAAGUCUAGGCAGGAGCACUCCUAGGUCUAGAUCGCCGGCACCUUCUCCUAGGCCUGAAAUGAAACCGUCUGAAUUACAAUAUAUGUUGGGUGACUGUGUUAAUAACAUUGUCAAAUGGAGAUACACAAGAAGUUCUGAAAGACACACCACCCUGACGGCUCUGCUUUGCAGCGAAGACGGCCUAGUGCAUUGCCUAGAAAAUGUAUUUCUUUUGGGCUUUAAAUCGAGCAGAAUGUUUGUGGGCAAACAUUAUUUGUGGGACUAUUUUGUUCGUGUCAAAGAUCAGUUUGAGCAAAAUCUUCUGGAUGAGCUUUCUGGAACUGAAACAACCAGUUUGGAGAGAAAUCAUCAGGAAACUGUAGCUGUUUGGAGAUGUUAUUGUCAUCUUGUUGAUGAAAUUAGACAUACAAGCAAGAAUUUGGGGAAAGAUGGCAAAUUUCAAAUGUUUAUUUGUCUAGGCGUAAGGGAACAUUUAUUGCAUAGAAUGUUACCUCCAAUGGCCUCUUGCCGCAUUACCCAAGAAAUGUAUGAGGAAAACUCUUUUUUGAGAAAGAGAGGUCUUUUAACAUUUUUAACUCAAAUUCUUGCUCCCUUAGACGAAUUGGAUGUGGUGCUAGAAAACUCAGUUACCCAUGGUAUAACCUCGUCUCACGUUUAGUUGUCCAAUUUCGAUAUUUUAUUUAUUGUGAUGUUGUAGAGUUCAUCUUGUAGGUAUUCUCUCUAGUCUUGAUUGUCAAAAAAACAAAAAAUCUGAUAUUAUUUAGUGAUAGUGAAAACAAAAAUGGAUAUUUUUCUUGAAUUAUGUAUAUUUUGUAAAGAAAUGUAUUGAUUAUUUUAGCUUUGGCAUAUUAUUGUUAAAAAAACAUUCCGGUAAAUUUUUGACUAACCCAAACUAAUGGAAAUUUAAUUUAAAAGUUGCCAAAACUUGCCACUUUACUGCUUUACUAGUACAAAAAUAAUAAGUUUUAAGUUCUGACUCACUGUUAAGUUAUUAUAUAAGAAGAAAAUAAUAUUGGUAUAGUUGUAGAAAAACAAUUAGUUUGUGAUCAGAUGAUGAUAAUAAAGUAAAAUACAUAUCUGAUUGUUGCUUUCAAACAUUUAUUCUAUUGAUAAAACAAAUUAUGUUUUUAUGAGUUGUACUUUAAGUUCCUUAAUUUUGUUUUGUUUCCUAGCUACUUUUGUUCCAUUCUUGUUAAUUGAUAAGACUUUAUAUACAAUUUGUGCUGUUCCAUUUAUAUUUGUACUCAUUUUAGGGAUGAAUAAAUAAAGAUUAAUUGAGUAUUUUAUUGUCAAGAAUUCUGUUUCCUUCAAAACACCUUUAGACGAUAAAAAAUGCCAGAUGAAAACUAUUAAAAAGAACAUACGUUUUAUAAAAAUUUGCGUAUACGCUGCAUAUGUUCAUAUUUGAAACUUCCUCUUGAUUCUCAGUAUUCCGGUACAAACAAACAGUCCUAUUUCGAUUUGGUCGGAUAACUACAUAGUAAAUACAAUUAUUUGGCUGUUUCUUCUUCUUAAUAACAAUUAUCUUAUCAUUUACUAGGAGCUUGUGAAACCUCUGAUAAUCCUAAUUUUUUUCUUGAAAAAUAUCUAUCUAGUCAAGUUUGGAUGAAUUCUUUUGAAUUUAACAAUUUUAACCAAAACAUUU
Messenger RNA from Ceutorhynchus assimilis (cabbage seed weevil), 4947 nucleotides. Lineage: Eukaryota; Metazoa; Arthropoda; Insecta; Coleoptera; Curculionidae. The record is from the annotation of a GenBank genome assembly.